CACUGCCGUCGAUUCGUCGAGAGUCCUCAGGCAUGCAGAGAAAACGGAGGAUGACGUCGAGUUAGAGGUCGCGAUAUUGUGGACGAGCAAUGAGAAUCGAGCCAAGAGAAGUCAUCGAAACUGGUGGCAUUGUAGGCUCAGUCACCUGCUCUACCCGUCUACUUGUAGAGGCGAGUCCUCUUUCAAAUCGAAAGGAUUUCCGUCAGAACCUCCGCGGUGUAAGCCGUAUACAGUUGAGUGCAGGUAUGCAGACAAAGAAUCGCCCAGACGCGAAAUAUGUGAGUACUAUGGUAGGGACGCGGUACGGAGAUACAUGGCAGCCCUGCGAGUCCACCAAUAAUGGUGAUUGCUUCCAGGAGCGAUUCCAGACGUGUUCUGCCUUUACACGGGAAUAUUCUCUGUGGACGGUUGAUUACGUACAGGCCUCAAUGAGGCCAUUGUCGCUCGUACGAUCGAAGCCCAGCCGGUGGCGAAGAGAGGGUGGGAGGGUGACAUGGCUCAAUGAUCAGGGUCUCAUCGAGUUUGCCGCCAACUGCUAGGCACUCGGUUGGUUCGCCAGGGAGAUGAUAACAAGUGCGCCUAAGCAACCAAAGAUGGUGCAAGUCGUCGAAACGUGUGCCCUGAACGGGUAGCGGUAGUGGAUCCCCGGAUGGUCU
This is a messenger RNA of Westerdykella ornata, 656 nucleotides long. RefSeq lists its product as uncharacterized. Lineage: Eukaryota; Fungi; Ascomycota; Dothideomycetes; Pleosporales; Sporormiaceae. Bases 90 to 539 code for a protein of 149 amino acids. The record is from RefSeq and is a predicted model, not a curated record. The transcript has a single exon.